Molecule: messenger RNA, 1430 nt
Organism: Prunus mume (Japanese apricot)
Lineage: Eukaryota; Viridiplantae; Streptophyta; Magnoliopsida; Rosales; Rosaceae
Product: F-box family protein
Molecular function (GO): protein binding
Source: RefSeq, a predicted model, not a curated record
UGUGCUCUCUCAAAGAGUUUCUCUCUCCUCUCUUUCUCUCUCUGUCUCUCUCUCUCUGUGUAAACGGCAGCUACAAUUGGUUCACUAUGGCCGGGAGAAAGAGGAAGCUGAAAUCGUUAGCUGAAACCAUCACAAACAGUAAAAGAAGAGUAAGCAAGGAGAUAAGGGAGAAACUGGAGCUACAGACUUGGUCUGACCUUCCUACGGAACUUUUGGAACUCAUUGUGUCUCGUUUAGCUCUGAAGGAUAAUAUUCGUGUAUCUGUUGUAUGCAAGAGAUGGCACUCAGCUGCCAUUUCUGUGCGGGUGGUCAACCAGUCGCCAUUGCUAAUGUACUUUCCGAAAUUUGGUGACCUGUACGAAUUCUAUGACCCCUCGCAGCGCAAAAUCUACUCCUUAGAGUUACCUGAGCUGACUGGGUCUAGGAUUUGCUACACCAAAGAUGGUUGGCUAUUGCUAUACAGACCCAGAUCGCAGCGUGUGUUCUUCUUUAAUCCUUUUACUCGCAAGAUGAUAAAGGUACCAAGAUUCGAGUUGACUUAUCAGAUAGUUGCAUUUUCUUGUGCCCCAACUUCUGCCAGCUGCAUACUUUUUACGGUAAAACACAUCAGUCCCACAAUUGUUGCUAUUAGCACUUGCCGUCCUGGGGAAAGAGAGUGGACGACUGUUAAUGUCCAGAAUCGUUUGCCCUUUGUGAGUAGCAUUUGGAACAAGCUUGUUUUCUGCAAUGGACUCUUUUAUUGUCUAAGCCUCACCGGUUGGCUAGGGGUAUUCAACCCCCAGGAACGCACUUGGAGUGUUCUUGCUGUUCCUCCACCCAAAUGCCCCGAGAACUUUUUUGCCAAAAAUUGGUGGAAAGGCAAGUUUAUGGCUGAGCAUAACGGAGACAUAUUAGUGAUAUAUACAUGUUCUAGUGAAAACCCAAUUAUAUUUAAGCUGGAUCAGACGAGGAUGGUUUGGGAGGAAAUGAAAACCCUUGAUGGUGUGACUCUGUUUGCGAGUUUCUUGUCAUCUCAUUCAAGAACUGACCUCCCUGGAAUAAUGAGAAACAGUGUCUACUUCUCUAAAGUUCGUUUCUAUGGAAGGUGUUGCAUAUCAUACUCUCUUGAUGAUUGUAGAUACCAUCCUCGCAAGCAGUGUCAUGACUGGGGAGAGCAAGAUCCUUUUAAGAACAUUUGGAUUGAAGCACCUCAAGACUUCUCAACCUUGAAUUGGUAGUGAAACAAUUCAGUCUGUGGAAGUUUAUUGGAUUUUGUGCUAUAGAUGGUUUAUGUGUAACAAGUUGCUUAUUGGGGUCAAUUUUACUCCGUAAAGAACUCAUUUAAUUCUGAACUCCUGUUUCUUUUUUAUAUGCAAGUCGUGUAAGUUAUAGAUGAACUUUUCCAGACAUGUACCAACGCUUCAUGCUCUGAGUUCUGAAAUUUUAUCUAA